Messenger RNA from Diprion similis, 3205 nucleotides. RefSeq lists its product as uncharacterized. The transcript is spliced from 12 exons. NCBI's taxonomy places the organism in Eukaryota, Metazoa, Arthropoda, Insecta, Hymenoptera, Diprionidae. Gene Ontology annotation, molecular function: oxidoreductase activity, acting on paired donors, with incorporation or reduction of molecular oxygen; heme binding; monooxygenase activity. The record is from RefSeq and is a predicted model, not a curated record. Bases 1 to 3093 code for a protein of 1030 amino acids.
AUGGCGCUUCACUCGAAUUACUUUCUGGUCGAAUUUGCCGGACUAGUAAUAGCGAUCAUCUGUGCUGUUUACAUUUAUCUGAAAUACGCGAUCUUCAAUUACUGGAGUCGAAAGAAGAUUGAUUACGUGAAACCAAUUAUUCCUAUUGGGAACUUGUGGUCCGUACUGACGGUGAACACUUCAAUUGGUGAAUUUUUCGCCGAUCUAUACAUCAAGCACAAGAAGAGCCCGAUCCUCGGUAUCUACAUGUUCCACAAGCCUGCACUUGUGAUUAACGAUCCCGAUUUGAUACGCUUCAUUCUCACAAAACAGUUCGCCAAUUUCCACGAUCGUGGAACCUAUUGCGAUGAGAAAAUCGAUCCGUUGUCCGUUCAUCUUUUCGCGGUGCCUGGCGCCAAGUGGAAGUAUUUGAGGACCAAGUUUUCUCCGACGUUCACUUCGAGCAAGAUGAAGCAGAUGUUCUUCACCGUACAGGAAUGCGCUGAAAAAAUGGUAGAAUUCGUCAGUCCUCUGGCUAAGAACCGUGAAAUGAUCGAGGUGAAGGAUCUUGUGGCAAGAUUUUCCACUGACGUCAUUGCUUCAGUUGCUUUUGGGAUUCAGUGCAACAGCAUCGAGAACCCAAAUGCAGAGUUCAGGGAGUAUGGUCGAAGGAUUUUCCAGCCGAAACCAAUACGAAAUGUGCUGUUGAUGUUGGCUCCCUUCUGGCUAAGUGCACUCGGAAUUUCCGGUACUGAAACCGAUGUGAAAAAAUUCUUCAUUAGUGCCUUCAGCGAAACAGUGGAGUACAGAGCAGCUAACAACGUAGUUCGGAAGGACUUUCUAGACUUGAUAAUUCAACUGAUGAACAAGGGUUACAUAGAAAGCGACGAGAAGAAACCGACUCAACUAUCAGAGUUUGACAAGCAGAAACUCACUUUGCUCGAUGGAGCUGCACAGGCUUUCGUCUUCUGGUUAGCUGGAUUCGAGACGUCAUCUUCAACUGUUACUAACUGCCUGUACGAGUUAGCGCUGCAUCAGGACAUCCAGGACAAAGUAGCCGAGGAAGUGAACAGAGUGCUGGAAGAAUUCGGGGGAAUGUCUUACGACGGAGUCAAGGAAAUGCACUAUCUUCACAAAGUCGUAUCAGAAACUUUGAGGAAGUAUCCAGCUGUCCCGAUUCUGAACAGAGAAUGCACAACGGAAACGGAUCUCCCCGAAACUGGACUCCACGUUGAAAAGGGCACCGCGAUAAUCAUCCCCGUUUUCGGAAUCCACAACGAUCCCGAAAUAUAUCCAGACCCGGACAAAUUCGACCCCGAACGUUUCACCGAGGAGAACAUCGCCAGCAGACAUCCGUACACUUAUCUGCCAUUCGGCGAAGGGCCGAGGAACUGCAUCGGUAUGAGGUUUGGAUUAGUGCAGACGAAGGUCGCACUGGCCAGCUUGCUUUCGAAAUAUCGUUUCGCGUCGAAUUUGGACCCCAACGUACCGAUGAUAGUCGAAAGAGGGCAUUUCGGGGUCGGGCCGAAAGUGGAUCCCUCAUUUUAUUUUGUGCCAGCAGAUGCAGGAAACAUGGCGGCUUACUCAAAAUACUUCCUGGUGGAAUUCAUUGGGGCAGUGUUUGCCCUGAUCUGUGCUGCUUACAUUUACCUGAAAUACGUGACCUACAAGUACUGGAGUUGGAAGAACAUCGAUUUCGUCAAACCCGUUGUUCCCUUUGGCAGCUUAUGGCCGGUGCUUUCGGUUAGCACUUCAAUUGGUGAACUGUUUCGAGACGUAUAUUCGAAGUUCAAGAAAAGUCGAGUCGUUGGGGUUUACAUGUUUCACAAGCCUGGACUUGUGGUCAACAAUCCUGAUCUCAUACGUUUUAUUCUGACAAAACAGUUCAUGCAUUUCCACGACCGUGGCGUGUAUUGCAAUGAGAAUGAAGAUCCGUUGUCUGGUCACCUAUUCACGAUUCCCGGCGCCAAGUGGAAGUUUCUGAGAACCAAGUUCUCUCCGACGUUUACUUCGAGCAAGAUGAAGCAGAUGUUCUUCACGGUUCAGGAAUGCUCCGAGAAGAUGGUGGAAUUCGUUGGUCCUCAAGCUCAGAAUCGUGAAGUGAUCGACGUGAAGGACCUCGUGGCAAGAUUCUUUACUGACGCAAUCGCAUCCAUUGCCUUUGGGAUUCAGUGCAAUAGCAUCGAGAAUCCGAAUGCAGAGUUCCGGAGCUACGGUCGGAAGGUUUUGAAGCCAAGACCAUUGAUGAACGUGAUUAUGAUCUUAGCUCCCUCCUGGCUGAAAUUGCUCAGAAUCGUCAGUGUUGAUGCCGAUGUGGAAAAAUUCUUCGUCAGUACGUUUAUCGAGACAGUUGAAUACAGAGCAGCCAACAACGUGGUUCGAAAAGAUUUCCUGGACUUGAUAAUUCAGCUGAUGAACAAGGGUUACAUAGAGAAUGACGAUAAGAAAUGGACUCGACCAUCAGAGUUUGAUAGUCAGAAAAUCACCUUACUCGAAGGAGCCGCACAGGCUUUCGCAUUCUGGUUAGCCGGCUUCGAGACGUCAUCCUCAACCGUCACCAAUUGUCUGUACGAGUUGGCACUACAUCAGGAUAUCCAGGACAAAGUAGCUGAGGAGGCGAACAGAGUGCUGGCUAAAUUCGGGGGAAUGUCCUACAAUGGAAUCAAGGAGAUGCACUAUCUCCAGAAAGUCGUAUCAGAAACCUUGCGGAAAUAUCCAGCUGCUACGAUUCUGAACAGAGAAUGCACAGCGGAAAUCAAUCUGCCCGAAACUGGCCUCCAUGUUGAGAAGGGCAUUGCGAUAAUCAUCCCUGUUUACGGAAUCCACCACGAUCCCGAAAUAUAUCCAAACCCAGAAAUAUUCGAUCCUGAACGUUUCACCGAGGAGAACAUCGCCAGCAGACAUCCGUACACUUAUCUGCCAUUCGGCGAAGGGCCGAGGAACUGCAUAGGAAUGGGCUUCGGGUUAGUGCAGACGAAGGUCGCGCUGGUCAGCCUAGUAUCGAAAUAUCGUUUAACGUUGGAUUUGGAUCCUGAGGUACCGAUGACAGUUGAAAAAGACAACGUCGGAGUCGCGUGGACGGACGGAAUGCCCCUUAGAAUCCAACACCGUUAAUCGAGAAUCGUCGAAAUGUCUGCACUCAUUAACGCAUUAGCAUAAUUUCCUAACAAUCAUUAUAUUUCUGUCGUUAGCAUUGACUAUCACUGAAAACGAAAUAAAACGAUGA